AUGCCCUUGCAUGAGAAUGCAUACAAGUCAACGGCGAAGCCUGAUACCUUGACCUAUAAGGAGCAAGGGCGGAGUGACCCCGAGAAGGAAACACGCUGGUCGAAUCCCAGUCCAGUAGUGAGCAUCCUUGGGAUUUUGGACAAGAACAUAUUUACAGAGAUGCCCGAUCUUGGUCAUAUGGAAAACCAACUUCACCUCAGCCUUGCCCACAAUAACAUCUACAUGUUAAAUGGGACAGUGAUAUCAAGGCUCCCAGGACUGGAGCAUCUGGACCUGUCUCACAACAAGAUCAUUGACAUCUUUUUUGGUGCUCUGCCACUAUGCCCCAAAUUGAAAUCUCUGAUCCUCAGUAACAAUGACAUUGUAAGCAUUGAGCCAGGGUCCCUGGGGAAUGUGACAGCUUUGGAGGACCUGCGGAUGAGCAAGAACUCCAUAAAGUCACUUCCUAAGCGUCUCUUUCAAAAUCUCACAAAUCUGAUCCAGCUGGACCUGAAUCGCAAUGAUGUGAAUGUCAUAGAAGGCCUUCAGUUUGAGGGUCUCAAUUCUCUGCGAGUGCUCAAGCUGCGAAAAAACCAUAUCUCCAUCCUUGAGGAUGGUGCUUUCUUUGGACUGCUCAAGAUUGAACAGCUGCAUUUGGAUUGGAAUGAGGUUAGGAGGGUGAGAAAGGGUUGGCUGUUUGGUCUGGAAUCUUUGGAGGUCCUCUCACUUUCACACAAUCAGGUUGAACUGAUAGAGGAUGGGGCCUGGGAUAAGUGCCACAGUCUUGUCUCUCUGGACUUAAGCCACAACAGACUUGAGGAAAUCACUCAAGGGAUGUUCAGUCAGCUGGGAAAGCUGGAAACACUCAAUCUUGAGGGGAACCAAAUCCACUCCAUUCAGGAUGCUGCAUUCAGGCCUCUGUCACAGCUCCUCACCCUGUCAGUAUUCUUUUGUCUGCUACAUUCCUCACAAGAACUGCAUUUGUUCCAUCAUCUGACUGGAAAUUUACUUCCUUGCAGAGACUUGCAUGAGAAUAAUCUGUCUUGGACCAUUGAGGACUCAUCAGGUGCAUUCCAGGGACUUGGUAAACUCACCAAGCUGGGCUUGCAGAGUAACAACAUCAUGUCUGUGGCUGAGAAAGCCUUUUCAGGCCUUAGAAGCCUCCGAAAAUUGGAUCUCCUUGGCAACAGUAUCAAUACCAUAGAAGAAAACCCUUUUUCACCCAUGAAGGGAUUGGCUGAGUUGAAUCUGAAUACAUCAUCCAUGAUUUGUGACUGUAAAGCAGCCUGGCUUCCAAGCUGGCUCUCACGCAUGGGACUGGGUUCUACUGUUGAUCUCAUCUGUCUCCUUCCUGAAGAAUAUGGGGGAAAACAUCUCACCAAAAUCCCAACUGAGAAUUUCACUUGCUCAAUAUCACCACGGCCAAGACUGAUCAAGGAGCCUGAAUCCCCCAUUGCUUUAGCUGGAAAGAACCUCACACUGGAAUGCAAGGCAGACUCCCAAUCCAGCUCCCCUAUCAGUGUCCUUUGGAAGAAAGACAAUCGCCCUCUGAAGAGUAGCGAAGGUUUUCUUUUGAAUACAGAGAGGGCUUUGUCCAAUGGAGGACUUGAAGCAACAUCAUUUCUGCAUCUAAGCAACUUGACCCGCAAUCAUUCUGGACAGUAUCAGUGUAUUAUUUCAAAUACCUUUGGGACAACAUAUUCACAAAAAGCCAAGAUCACAGUUUAUGUGUUUCCCUAUUUCACCAAGAAGCCAAUGAACUUGACUGUGCGUGCUGGAACAAAAGAUAAGGCCAAUCUAGUGUGUGCAGCAGACGGCUAUCCCAAGCCAGAGAUUCGAUGGGAUAAAGAAGGUGGAAAGAACUUUCCAUCUGCUAAUGAGAGGAGGCUUUACCAGUUCCAUCAAGAUCAUCAGAUGACCAUCAUGUAUGUCCAGCCAGAAGAUGCUGGAGUCUACACAUGCAAGGCCACAAACGCAGCUGGCACCAUCUCAACUAAUUUCACUCUUACUGUCCUUGAUCAACCAUCCAUUGUUAGGCCAAUGCGAGAUAAAACAACAAAAGUAGGAGACACUGCUGUGUUGGAAUGCAUGGCAAAUGGGUCCCCAACCCCAUCUUUGGCUUGGAAAAAGGAUGACAUUCCUUUGCUACCCCAGACCAGCAAGCGCUAUUUCUUCACCUCCAAUAACCAGCUUCUGAUCAUAGUCGACACACAGAUGUCUGAUGCUGGCAAUUACGAAUGUGAAAUGGUCAACAGUCUUGGGAAAAUCACUGAUAAGGCCUACCUUACUGUUACUGCAGAAGGUGAAAAAAGAGAUAAGAGUACAGCUGUGGUUUCUGGCUCUUGGGACUGGCAAGUGGCUGUGAUUGUGACAGUUAUUGUUGCCGUUGUGGUAUCGGCAUGCUGGCUCAUAGUUGCCUGCCGCCUGCACAAGAGGGCUUAUGAUGACACCCCAUCACAUCCACCAUUGCUCCCUUCUUCGUCCUGCCCUCCUCACAUGUCAUCUGCAUCAUCUGCUAUUUUCAUUCCCUCUCAAAUCCCUUUCAUGGUCCCUGGUUAGUGCAUUCUGGUUCUUAACUAGGAAGUGGAUGCAAAAUGCUCAAUUCUUUCACUGGCAGAUAGAAAUUCAAAUCUUCAACAUCCUCCCGAAGACAUCAUUUGAGGAGGCAUUGGCAUCUCCUGGACACCAGGAGUUGCCAAUCCCAGUGAAAGGGUUAAUAUAUUUCAAGUUGACCGUUGCAGAGGUUCAAAUUGAAUACAAGUGUUUAGAAUCACUAGAAGUUUUACCAUGCAGGCUCUGACACCCUUGUUAAAGACUGGAGAAAAUACAUGGAACAUGACAGAAAAAUAGAACAUACACUGGUAGCAUGGCUAAACAUGUAUAUUCAGCACUUAUUAAAAAAAGGUUCAUUGAAAAGGUGAGGGGGA
Molecule: messenger RNA, 2906 nt
Organism: Darwinula stevensoni
Lineage: Eukaryota; Metazoa; Arthropoda; Ostracoda; Podocopida; Darwinulidae
Source: the annotation of a GenBank genome assembly